Molecule: messenger RNA, 1188 nt
Organism: Zygotorulaspora mrakii
Lineage: Eukaryota; Fungi; Ascomycota; Saccharomycetes; Saccharomycetales; Saccharomycetaceae
Gene: MRX9
Product: Mrx9p
Exons: 1
Coding region: 1-1188 (395 amino acids)
Source: RefSeq, a predicted model, not a curated record
AUGUCAAUUGUAGGACCAAGGACUAGCUUGAACUUCUUCAAUUUUGGAAGAUCCGCUGCUCAAACAGGAAUAUCGGCAUUACUGAGACCACAAUCUAGGUUCGCGUUUACAACGCUUAAACCACAAACUGUCAAAUGGAUCACCCAUGGAAAGCCUCAUUCAAUAGCUCUUGCACCAAUCCAGCGCUCUUCUUUCCCUUUUGCUGGUCGAAACAGCUUGCAGAGCAAUAAAGGCUUCAACGUACAUUUGAACAUGUCAAGCAGAAACUUUCAUUAUAGCACCCCCAAGGGCAUCAUCAAUCCGCGAAACUUUGGCGAAAAACAGCCUCGAUUGCAAAUAUACAAAAUUUCUCCCAUAUUUAUCUUUUUAAGUGGACUCGGUUUUUUUGUCCUUUUAUUUGCGCUUUUGCCCUUUAUAUUCACUACCUUCUUUCCAAUCAUCAUCCUUGCAAUUGUUGUUUAUCAAUUCAAUAGAUGGAGAAGAAAUGCAUUUAACAAACAGUUGCUGAGGGCCCUUAGAAGUAGUAGUUUGCACACAAAAAUGGGCACUAUAAAUUCUUUGCGUGUCGGUAAAAUAGAAGAAAGGCUGAAAAUGAAUAGUGGCAACCAUGAUUUAUUGCAAACCAUCCUUAAUAACUCACUUUCGGACGCCUCCUCCUUUUCGAAUAGCUUCAAUAGCUUACAAGAGGUGAAGAGACUUCAACAAUUUGUCAAAAAUCGAGUUUUGGAAGCAAUUGAGACUGAUGAGAAUGGAAUUCGAAAUUUCUUUCUGGGUAACGAUGUCAAGACGUGGCUCGACCAGAAUUACGACAUAUUAAUUGCAACGGACGAAUAUGCCUCCUUUUCGAGAGGCCACCACGGCAGCAUUAUCAGUCAAAUCAAAUUUCCCUUAUACUUAAAAUCAUCAAAGAAUCCAAAGAAACACCUGGCGGACGUAAUUGUAGCAUCUUUGGCAGUGCGUAAGAACAAUGCAGAGCAAUCCAACUACUUUAUGUUUCUUGGGGAUAUGCCUGCUCCCGACACAGAUUGUCCGAUGGUAAUUGCGGUGCAAUCUGUGGGUCUCCUAGCUUCGAGGCAAUUCCUCAUCACCACUCCCGGAAAAUCCGGUGAGUGGCAAUCAAAAUACGACAUUUCCACUACCACAGAUGGAUUUAAUGAGUAUACAGUGCGCAACAAAGGUUCAAUUUGA